Toxotes jaculatrix (banded archerfish) is the source of this 1455-nucleotide messenger RNA. RefSeq names its product delta-type opioid receptor. Gene Ontology annotation, molecular function: G protein-coupled receptor activity. Gene Ontology annotation, biological process: immune response; G protein-coupled receptor signaling pathway. The coding region runs from base 127 to 1173 and encodes 348 amino acids. The transcript is spliced from 2 exons. NCBI's taxonomy places the organism in Eukaryota, Metazoa, Chordata, Actinopteri, Toxotidae. Gene Ontology annotation, cellular component: membrane. The record is from RefSeq and is a predicted model, not a curated record.
UAAGAAGAUCCCUUCCACGGAGGCGGGAGGAAGGCUGAUUGUGGAUUGCUGAGAACGGGGCCUGAUUAAGGUGUCAUGUGGAGUAGCCGCCUGCUAGGAGUAGCAUUAUGACUGGAGGACAUCUCCAUGACUGAAGACAGGAUGCUGCUGAGGAACUCUACAGGCUCAGAGGAUCUGCUGGGGAACAGCAGUCACACUGGCCUCGGCAAUGUGGAGCAAGUCCUAGUUCCAAUAUUAGAUGCACUGAUUCUGGUGCUGGGGGUCGGGGGGCACACCAUGGUGAUGGUGAUCCUGUGUGGGAGACGAAGGAGGGGGGCGGGACACAUUGGACACUCUCCUCACAGCUCCAUGACAGGCACAGGGACAGACAUCCUCCUGCUGGCGCUGAGCGCUGCGGAUCUGCUUUUGCUCUCCAUGCUCCCCUUCCACACUGUUGCCAUAGCCAUGCAGCAAUGGCCGUUUGGGGACUUCAUGUGUCGACUGGUGGGCUUCUUGGGAUCUGCCGGCUCCUCAGCAAGCGUCUUCACACUGGCCACACUGGCUGUGUCACGCUAUCUAACUGUGGUGAAGCCUGCCAGAGCUUACAGUCUCCUCUCCCCACGACGGGUGUCUAUAGCUGCUGCACUCCUCUGGGUCCCAGCCUGCUGCCUGGCCGCCCCCCAGCUGGUUUUUCGCUUUGUGGGAACCCCCCGACGAGCCCCUGACGGGCUCGCUUGCUUUGCUUUCCUGUCCCACCAAGACCAGCUUAUCUAUGGAUUGUGUCACUUUCUUGUGGCCUUCUUGCUUCCACUGAUCACUAUUGCAGUGGCCUACGGCAGCAUCUACGCGUUCCUGUGGAGAAGUCAGCAUGGCGGCAUGGCACCCCAAGUAGAGCGCUACCAAAGCAAAGUGACCCAGACCUCAGCCAUGCUUGUGCUGGCUUUUACCCUGUGUUGGCUGCCAUCCUAUGGCCUGACGUUGGCUUUACUGGAGGAUAAAAGCUCAGGGGCCACAGGCACCUCACCACGUUACGGUGCCUUCAGUGUGUUUGCACGCCUCAUGGCGACCUCCUCUACAGUGAUGAACCCCAUCCUCUAUGUGCUCAUGUCCCAAAAGUUCAGGCAAGAUCUACUGAAGUUAUUCAAGAGGGGAGGACAAAGAGCAAGUGGGGCUGUGGCUAUGGCUGCUGCAUAACUAUCAGCAGCUACCUUGAUAUAACUGAAGACCUGACACACAUACACUCAGAUAAUUCUGACUACUGGGAACUACAACAAAAAAAAUUACAAGUGGAGCUGCUUUGCUGAAAUGCUCAUAUCAAUAAAGUGGAUAUGACCAUCAUGAAUAAAGACAAGUUAACACAGCAGAACAACAGCACUCGCAACAUGUUUCCCUCUUAAAAGCAUUCACUGUCAGCCUGGAUAUUGUACAAGAUCAAACUGCUAGCCUUGGGAGGUGCUGCUCUACAGGGACAGUGGG